GUGGAGAAUGAGGUGGGGUCUUAUCUCCCAGCUGUCCUGGACAAUUUCGUCAUUUCAGCAGGCGAUAUUUAGCAUAAAUAGAGGAGAUCGACGCGAACCUAAUCAUCUCGUGAUUAAGAUAACUUUCGAUAGAUAGAAAUCUUUCAAAGACUCUCUCUUUCUCUCAAGAUGCAAAUCUUUGUGAAAACCCUCACUGGAAAGACCAUCACCCUUGAGGUGGAAAGCUCCGACACCAUUGACAAUGUGAAAGCCAAGAUUCAGGACAAGGAAGGAAUCCCACCAGACCAGCAGAGGUUGAUCUUUGCUGGCAAACAGCUUGAGGAUGGACGCACCCUUGCUGACUAUAACAUUCAAAAGGAGUCCACCCUCCACUUGGUACUCCGUCUCAGAGGUGGUAUGCAGAUCUUUGUGAAGACCCUUACUGGCAAGACGAUUACCUUGGAAGUUGAGAGCUCAGAUACAAUUGACAAUGUAAAAGCCAAGAUCCAGGACAAGGAGGGCAUCCCCCCAGACCAGCAGAGGCUGAUCUUUGCAGGCAAACAGCUUGAGGAUGGUCGCACACUUGCUGACUACAACAUUCAGAAGGAGUCCACCCUCCAUUUGGUCCUCCGUCUCAGGGGUGGUAUGCAGAUAUUUGUGAAGACUUUGACUGGGAAAACAAUCACCUUGGAAGUUGAGAGCUCUGACACAAUUGACAAUGUCAAAGCUAAGAUCCAGGACAAGGAAGGCAUCCCCCCAGAUCAGCAGAGGCUUAUCUUUGCUGGGAAGCAGCUUGAGGAUGGGCGCACACUUGCCGACUACAACAUCCAAAAGGAGUCCACCCUCCACUUGGUGCUUCGGCUCCGAGGUGGAAUGCAAAUCUUUGUGAAGACUUUGACUGGAAAGACCAUAACCUUGGAAGUUGAGAGCUCUGACACCAUUGAUAAUGUUAAGGCCAAGAUCCAGGACAAGGAGGGCAUUCCCCCAGAUCAGCAGAGGCUUAUCUUUGCUGGGAAGCAGCUUGAGGAUGGGCGCACACUUGCCGACUACAACAUCCAAAAGGAGUCCACCCUCCACUUGGUGCUUCGACUCCGUGGUGGAAUGCAAAUUUUUGUGAAGACUUUGACUGGAAAGACCAUCACCUUGGAGGUGGAGAGUUCUGACACCAUUGAUAAUGUCAAGGCCAAAAUCCAGGACAAGGAGGGCAUCCCACCUGACCAGCAGAGGCUUAUCUUUGCUGGGAAGCAGCUUGAGGAUGGACGUACCCUUGCAGAUUACAACAUUCAGAAGGAGUCCACUCUGCACCUUGUCCUGCGCCUCCGUGGUGGCCUUUAAGCUUGUGAUAUGUUAUUUAAGCCUUGGGUCUUGGAUUAUGUUUGCAAUUGUUGAUUGUUCUGUGGUUCUGUAUUGUGGUCAUUGGCCAUUAUUAAAUGGCGUCAAAUAAGUUGUUGGAACUCUUUUCAGUUGCUUUUGUAUUUUGGUUUUCAGUCUAGUUACAGUGUUGCAAUGGCCGUCAAAGUCGCUGCAUGACCUCUGUUUCUAUUCUGAUAAAUUUGUGUUUUGCAUUAUAGCAGAA
Hevea brasiliensis (rubber tree) is the source of this 1555-nucleotide messenger RNA. Its product is annotated as polyubiquitin. Gene Ontology annotation, molecular function: ubiquitin protein ligase binding; protein tag activity. Gene Ontology annotation, cellular component: cytoplasm; nucleus. Gene Ontology annotation, biological process: modification-dependent protein catabolic process; protein ubiquitination. Bases 169 to 1314 code for a protein of 381 amino acids. Lineage: Eukaryota; Viridiplantae; Streptophyta; Magnoliopsida; Malpighiales; Euphorbiaceae. The record is from RefSeq and is a predicted model, not a curated record. The transcript is spliced from 2 exons.